Molecule: messenger RNA, 534 nt
Organism: Phytophthora sojae
Lineage: Eukaryota; Oomycota; Peronosporomycetes; Peronosporales; Peronosporaceae
Exons: 3
Coding region: 1-534 (177 amino acids)
Molecular function (GO): protein binding
Source: RefSeq, a predicted model, not a curated record
AUGUCAAGUAAAGCCGAAGUUUACAGCGCGUGGCUUGCGGCAGGCGCCAGGGGUGACGCCGCCACGAUGCGCAAGCUCUGGAGCCAGUUCCCGCAGUGGCUUGAGUUCAACCAGCAAGUUGGCGACGCUGCGUUGGACUCGGAGUCCCAGCGGCAGGCGAGGUUCUGCAGCUGGGGGGACUUCCACUUGCACACCAUCGGAGCGUCAGCGCUCCACACUGCCGCAUGGGGCGGGAAGCUCGACAUCGUGCAGUUCCUUCUGGAUUCGGGCCAGGAUCCGAACGCGGCCGACGACAGCGGCAUGACGGCUAUGAUGGUAGCCAUCCUGCACCUCAACCUGCUGACCAUGCGCUGCGUGUUCCGCGAUGGUGAGGCUGUGCGCCGCAACACAGUCGUGGAUUGUCGAGAAGAGCAAGAGGAGAGAGUGCAACUCGUGCUAGCGGUGAUCAAGUUACUGCUCCAGUAUGGGGCCGAUGUGGACGCUCGCAGCAAGGUAGACGCAUGCGCUGCUAACUCUCAAUUUUCGUGCCGAUAG